This is a messenger RNA of Gongylonema pulchrum, 474 nucleotides long. The record is from the annotation of a GenBank genome assembly. Lineage: Eukaryota; Metazoa; Nematoda; Chromadorea; Rhabditida; Gongylonematidae.
AUGGAGUGGAAUUGGAAAGUGUCGUUUUCACAGAUCAGUGAUGUGCUAGUGCUGGGAAAGACGUCUCAUUGUCCGCUGAAAGCUGCCAGUCUUAUUGUUUUCUUUUUGGUCAACCCUCGUCCACUUCGCUUUUCUAGAUGACUUCUUGGAAGACCAGUGUUUAAAAGUUCAUUGCAGAUUUCAUUAAUUCUUAGAGUCUUGUACACCAAUAACAUUUACCUUGUCCGCUUUCAGAUAAUUGCGAUUAAUGGUAUAUCGUUAGUAGGCCUUCCUCUUGCUUCUGCGCAGCAAAAUAUCAAGGCGGCAAAAACUUCUACUGCCGUCAGGUUAACGGUCGUGUCAACGCCACCGGUGGUUGAAGUGAGGAUCAAACGGCCGGACACGAAGUAUCAGCUCGGUUUUAGUGUGCAGAAUGGAGUUGUAAGUUUUAUCCUUAGCGUUGGCGUAUUGCUUAUUUCUCUUAAACAGCACUAG